AUGCCGCUGGGGUACGGGUUUCACCCCACCAAUGAAGAAUUAGCUUCUGGUUAUCUUCUUGGUAAGGUGACUCAGAAUCCGCUGCCCGCGGAGACUCUUUUGAUCCAGGAACGCAACCUCUAUGACGAGAUGGAACUCUCUGAGAUUUUCGCCACAGCCGAGGACUACACCAAACUCUAUUUCUUCACCCACCUCAAGAAGAAGACUGAAAAGGGCUCGCGCAUUGACCGGACGGUGGGGAAAGGUACCUGGCGAGGAGUUGACAAAGGCAUGGAUAUCUUCGACGAUCAUGGCAGACUGUUGAAGAACUGUGUUCUAUGCGUGAUCAGAAGGAAAUUGAGAGACCCAAUUGCAAACCGGCGCAGACUACAAAUUGAAGAAGACGUUCCUCAUUAUCAAUACGCGAACUGGCUGUGCCACUGCAUAGGGGUUAGGUUUCGACCGAGCCACCAAGACUUAGUCUCCGGUUACCUUCUCAACAAGGUGACACAAAAUUCGUUGCCUGUAGAGUCUGUAAUUGUCGAACGCAACCUUUACAACGAGUCAGAAUUGUUCGAUAUCUUUGCCAUGAUUCAGAAUGGUGACAAUUUCUACUUCUUCACCCAACUCAAGAAAAAAAGUCAAAAGAGUUCACGAAUUAAUCGAACUGUUGGUAAUGGUUGCUGGCGAGCUUUAGACAAGGGCGAGGAUAUCUUUAAUUGUAAAAGAAGACUUAUUGGACGAGUACGAAGCCUAAUCUAUGAAAACAAAACUCUUCCAGAUCAAGACAACGUUUGGAGCAUGAAAGAAUAUAGUCUUCAUGGUGAUUCACUGCAACAUCAAAUCUUGCUCAAAGACUAUGUUUUAUGCGUGAUAAAGAGGAAAACAAGCAACAGUCCAGGUCUAAAGCGGCGCAGAUUAAUGAAAAAAGAAGUUUUUCAUGACGACGAGGAGGGUGAUUGCUUACAGAACAAAAAUAAUGAAAUUAAUGCUAGAAAAAAUGAGCUCUCAAUAGAUGAUUAUAUGAACUAUAAUGAAGGAAUAACAAUGGCAAUGCCAGUGAGCUAUUUCGAGGACAUUAAUAAUGUUGCAGCAACAGUCCCACAACAAGAGGAUAUUGGAACCACAUAUGAGAACCCGCAGUCGCUAUCUCUCGACGACGAGUCAUUGCUUGAUGAAGUUUCCAUGUUUUUCGAAGAUUUUGCUGCUGGACCGUUUACUACUUGUGAUGAUCUAUUCAACAUUGUGCAAAAUGGAGAUGAUCAGAAAAGUGGACAUGACCACCAUGAGCUUUCAGCAUCUGAUAAUGGCGAAAACACUAGAGGAAUUUCAACGAUGGCAGUACCUGAAGGAGCUGAUCUUUCAGCAUCUGAUUAUAGAGAAAACAAUGGAAGAAUUUCAACAGUAGCAGUACCUGAUAAUGAUUCCAAAAAUAUUGAGCAAAAUCUGCUGCAAUCACCAACUUUUGAUGAUCUGUUCACCGAUGAAGUUUCCAGGUUUCUUGGGGAUGGGACUAUGGAAAAGCCUGGUAAAUUGCAUGGAGAAGACGAUCCUAUAAGCCCCAAGAUGAAAAAGAAUUAAUUAGAAUAGAUAAUUAGGUUUG
Diospyros lotus (date-plum) is the source of this 1582-nucleotide messenger RNA. RefSeq lists its product as uncharacterized. The record is from RefSeq and is a predicted model, not a curated record. NCBI's taxonomy places the organism in Eukaryota, Viridiplantae, Streptophyta, Magnoliopsida, Ericales, Ebenaceae. Gene Ontology annotation, biological process: regulation of DNA-templated transcription. The transcript is spliced from 4 exons. Gene Ontology annotation, molecular function: DNA binding. The coding region runs from base 1 to 1560 and encodes 519 amino acids.